Hipposideros armiger (great roundleaf bat) is the source of this 1672-nucleotide messenger RNA. RefSeq names its product G protein subunit beta 2 (gene GNB2). Gene Ontology annotation, biological process: signal transduction. The transcript has 10 exons. The record is from RefSeq and is a predicted model, not a curated record. Bases 276 to 1298 code for a protein of 340 amino acids. NCBI's taxonomy places the organism in Eukaryota, Metazoa, Chordata, Mammalia, Chiroptera, Hipposideridae. Gene Ontology annotation, molecular function: protein binding.
GCGGCGGCGACGGCCGCGUCACUGGCGGGCGGGAUCCCUCCGCUCUGGGGAGAGCAGCGCUGGACGGUUGAGUUGGGGUGACUGAGGAAAUCCAUCCGCGUCGCCGCCGCUGCCGCCUCCGCCGCGGAGGAAGACAGGACCUCCCGCGCUCUUUUAGCGACCCUUCGCAGAGUCCCACCGCUACAGGCCUCGGGCCAGCGGCGAGGAGCUGCCUCCCCCAGCCCCCGUCCCGCGGCCCCCAGCCGCCCCCAACCCCGCCCCACGGGCCUGGCGCCAUGAGUGAGCUGGAGCAACUGAGACAGGAGGCUGAGCAGCUCCGGAACCAGAUCCGGGAUGCCCGAAAAGCAUGUGGGGAUUCAACACUGACCCAGAUCACAGCUGGGCUGGACCCAGUGGGGAGAAUCCAGAUGAGGACACGGAGGACCCUCCGUGGGCACCUGGCAAAAAUCUAUGCCAUGCAUUGGGGGACAGAUUCAAGGCUGCUGGUCAGCGCCUCCCAGGAUGGGAAGCUCAUCAUCUGGGACAGCUAUACUACCAACAAGGUCCAUGCCAUCCCGCUGCGCUCUUCCUGGGUCAUGACCUGUGCCUACGCGCCCUCAGGAAACUUUGUGGCCUGUGGGGGGUUGGACAACAUCUGUUCCAUCUACAGCCUCAAGACCCGUGAGGGCAAUGUCAGGGUCAGCCGAGAGCUGCCCGGCCACACUGGGUACCUGUCGUGCUGCCGCUUCCUGGAUGACAACCAAAUCAUCACCAGCUCUGGGGACACCACCUGUGCCCUGUGGGACAUUGAGACAGGCCAGCAGACGGUGGGUUUUGCUGGACACAGUGGGGAUGUGAUGUCCUUGUCACUGGCCCCCGAUGGCCGCACCUUUGUGUCAGGUGCCUGUGAUGCCUCUAUCAAGCUGUGGGAUGUGCGAGAUUCAAUGUGCCGACAGACCUUCAUCGGCCACGAAUCUGACAUCAAUGCUGUGGCUUUCUUUCCCAACGGCUAUGCCUUCACCACGGGCUCUGAUGAUGCCACGUGCCGCCUCUUUGACCUGCGGGCUGACCAGGAGCUCCUCAUGUAUUCCCACGACAACAUCAUCUGUGGCAUCACCUCUGUUGCCUUCUCGCGCAGUGGCCGGCUGCUGCUCGCUGGCUAUGAUGACUUCAACUGCAACAUCUGGGAUGCUAUGAAGGGCGACCGUGCAGGUGUCCUCGCUGGCCAUGACAACCGCGUGAGCUGCCUCGGGGUCACUGAUGAUGGCAUGGCUGUAGCCACAGGCUCCUGGGACUCCUUCCUCAAGAUCUGGAACUAAUAGCCCCAACCCCAACUGGGUCUGGCCAGGAGGGGCCCUGCCCAUGCCCACACUACAGGCCGGGAGCUUUGGGGCUGGGGGCAUACAACCCUCCCUCCCCAGGCCAUGGGGCCUUGGGUCCCUGCUCCCCUACCCAGGUUUGGUUCCUCCCGGAGGGGUCCCCACUGUGGAGAUAAAGAUGGGAAUAGAAUGGGGGGAAGAGGAGGGGCAGAAAGCCCUCAUCCUUUUGCUGCCCUGGAGUCAGGGCCUCAUCCCCCUGGAGGGCCAGAGGCAGGAGGUAGAAACUCCAGGGGCUGGAUUUUUUAAAACUGGUUUAAUUUUAAUUUUUAUUAUAUUUUCAGUUUUUCCAUAAAGGAACCAAUUCCAACUCUGUA